This is a messenger RNA of Emiliania huxleyi CCMP1516, 2495 nucleotides long. RefSeq names its product Two-pore ion channel (gene TPC2). Gene Ontology annotation, cellular component: membrane. NCBI's taxonomy places the organism in Eukaryota, Haptophyta, Isochrysidales, Noelaerhabdaceae. Gene Ontology annotation, molecular function: voltage-gated calcium channel activity; calcium ion binding. Bases 55 to 2388 code for a protein of 777 amino acids. The record is from RefSeq and is a predicted model, not a curated record. The transcript has 4 exons. Gene Ontology annotation, biological process: monoatomic ion transport; transmembrane transport.
CAGGGCGCUGUCGGCUUUCCGCUUCCUCGACCUGCGAGGCGGCUGGCCGCUGCAAUGUACUCAGCAUGUAUUCCGUUAAUGCAUGGGAGUGUCGUGGAGGCAUCGCACUACAUCCACGACGCUCUUACGGGCAUGGCGCACAUGCACCCGCUGCCGACUGCUCGCCGUGCUCACAAAUGGUUUCUCUGGUGUGAGCCUGGACUACAGUUCGCCCUCCUCGGCCAAGUGCUCCUCUGCUUCUUCGAGCGCCCGGCGUGGUGUGCCACCACAGAGGCGCCAUGCAUCUCCGGCGAGGCCAUCUACCCGCUCUUUGGGCUGCCGAUGCUUUCACGGUGGGAGGCGCUCGCCGUCGAGAGCUUCCUGCUCGGACUGCUCGCCGGUCGCGUCGCGCUCGAGGUGACGUACCUCGGCUUCGACCGCUACAAAAGCUCUCAAUCUCACCGGUUUUCGGGUUCACUCCUCCUACUCGCGAUUGCGGAUUGCAUCGCCUCGGUGCUCACGCCCUGGUCCGCCUUUCGCUUCGCUCCCUACCUCCGCCUCCUCCUCCUCACGCACCACUCGCGCCAGCUCCGAACCCAGCUCGCCACCGUGCGCCGCGUCCUCAAGCCGCUCGCUGGCGUGGGCAUCGUGCUGGUUGCCUUUGUCUGCUUCUGCGCAUGGGUCGGCAUGCUCUUGUAUGGCGGCCACAGCGACGAGGGCUCUCAAAAGCUCCCCAACUUUGGAGAGACGGCGUGGCAGCUCACCAUCCUCUUGACGACCUGCAACUUCCCCGACGUCAUGAUGCCGGCAUACACGUCGUCCCGCUCCGCCAUCCUCUUCUUUGGCGCCUUUCUGCUCAUCGGGACCCUGUUCCUCCUCAACCUCAUCCUCGCGGUCGUGGUCAACGCGCACAAAGAGCAAGUCGAGGCGGUGCAGCAGUCGACGACAGCCUUCCGCGAAAGGUCGCUCCGCCAAGCCUACUUGAUCCUCCAAGCGGGCGGCGCCCGAGGGGGUGAGGCCCCCAUGGCGGAGCUGCAAGCCUUUACGCUGCUGGACGUCUUCCUAGAGCUCAACCACUACAAGGAGAUUGCGCACAUCGACAGCGAGCAGGCGAGGCUCGCCUUCGCAGCGCUGGACCGGUCCGGCGAGGGGAGCAUCUCGCUCGACGAGUUCCUGCACCUCGCGCAAGUGCUCGAGCUCCGGUUUGAGCGAGCCAACCGGUCCACCUGGAUCGGCUCGCGGCUGAGCCGGCUCCUCGCACGGGGCAUCACGCUGCGGCUGGCGGAGGUCGUCCGCUCGGCCGCCUUCGAGAAUGCGAUCGACCUCGCACUGAUUGCGAACGGAGGUGUGCUGCUGAUGGAGCAGUGGGACCUCCUCAGCGGGUCGGAGCACGCGCCUGCCGCCGAGAUCUUCAGUGGCCGGAUCGACUCGUGGUGGAACGUGGCCGAGGUCUUCUUCACGAGCCUCUUCGUCGCGGAGAUGUGCCUCAAGCUGCUCGUGCUCGGCUUCUACGAGUACGUCCGCUCCCUCAAGAACUGCCUGGACGCCUUCGUCAGCCUGACCGCCGUCGUGGUCACGGCUCUGGUGUACCUGCCCAACAGCUUCUCCGACAGCCGCUACAUCCGGUACGUGCUCGCCCUGCGGCUCGUCCGGCUCCUCCGCCUCCUCGGCGUGGUGCCGCAGGUGCGCGCGGUCUCGUCCACCUUUGUGCACAUGCUCCCCGCCGCCUCGGACCUGCUCAAGGUGCUCUGCGCGCUGAUCUUCACCUACGCCGCGCUCGGCGUCUAUCUGUUCGGCGGUCUGGUCCAGAGCGACCCUCCACGCCCCUCGAGCCAGAGCGAUUUCGGCACGCUCGGCUACUACCCAAACAAUUUCAACGAUAUGGGCUCCGCCUGCGUGACAUGCUUCGAGCUCCUGAUCGUGAACAACUGGCAUGUCAUCUGCGAGGGGAUCGUCGAGGCAAGCGGCACCGUCUGGGCACGCCUCUACUUCCUCUCCUUCUACAUCCUGGCGGUGCUCGUGUGUCUCAACAUCUUUGUCGCCUUUGCGAUCGAGUCCUUCGAUCGCGUGAGGUCCGACAUGGAGUCGCCGACUCUCGAGCCCGGCAGCACGCCCGAUUCCCGGACGGUCCAAGCUCUUAUCCGGGGCCGCUCCGCCAGAUUUGACGCCGCGAAGAUCACGGGCACCAGCACCGGAGUCACCGGUGAGUUCAGGGCCGUGGCGCGGAGGGCCAUGCUCAUGGAGGUCUUCUCGCAGGUGGCUCGGCCUGCGGACGAUGGCGAGGUGAGGCGUGCAGCCGCGUCAGGGACUCCGGCCGUAAGUGCCGUCCUCGACCUCCUCGGUUCUCGCGAGCCCAUCGCCGAACGUGCAGAGAGUGCAAAUCCCGGUCAACGAGGCCAGCUCCCGUAAUAAGCUAUCAGGCACAAUGUGUGAGAAGAUGUGCACAUGGCAUGUAUGGGAUAUUAAUAAUUAUCAUAUUCAUUCACCGGGAGAAAAAUAUCUCUGCUAGAUAACGU